Gymnogyps californianus (California condor) is the source of this 594-nucleotide messenger RNA. RefSeq names its product cilia and flagella associated protein 68 (gene CFAP68). Gene Ontology annotation, cellular component: nucleus. The record is from RefSeq and is a predicted model, not a curated record. NCBI's taxonomy places the organism in Eukaryota, Metazoa, Chordata, Aves, Accipitriformes, Cathartidae.
AUGUCCAAGAUCUGUUUGUACAACUCCCUCCAUGGCUCCUUAAUGCAUGCUACUGGCCACAGGGAACUGUGGAUAAACUGGGACAGCACUUCUAAGUUUUCCCAGUAUGGCUGGAGGUGCACCACCAAUGAAAAUGAUUACUCAGUGAAAAUCCUUAUGGGGAACUGGAAUGAAGAGCGAUACGAUAUCCAGAGAAUUGUGCAGCCCAAGCCACUUCCUUCCCAGUAUACUCACUGCUUUGAAACAACAUACUCUUCAGAUUACAACAAAGGAAAGCAUCAGAGAAUAAAAAGAUUUGAACGAGAACCUCAUUGGUUUCCAGGCCACCACCCUGAGUUGGAACCUCCUUCGUUCAACCCAACUGCUCAGUCCUGCUACACAAUAGACUACAGGCCUCCAUAUGGCCAUUUUCUUUGCUUGUGUCCAACACUCAGAGAAGGAACAAGAAUGAUGCAGGAAAAGCAACAGAGAUGGAGAGAAUCUGCAGACUAUGCCUUCAGAAAAGCAGCAGGCCUGUCUGCUAGCACUGCUACAAGGAUAUCCUUCAGGCAAAAAGACCUGUCACACAUUAAAGCCAAAUGUAGCAUCAUGUGA